AUGGGAUCCCUGAGCACUCCCUAUCCCGCCAGCCAGCUCACACAGCACAGACUCAGCAAUUCCUUUUUUCAGAUCCAAGAUGAGUUCCUCACUGUGACACUCCCUGUGAUGUACUCCCUCAUCUUCAUCAUCGGGCUGCUCAGCAACGCCCUGGCGCUCUGGGUGUUCUCAUGCGGUGUACAGCGCAGGACCUCCAUCACCGUGUACAUGAGGAACCUGGCGCUCUCUGACCUGCUGCUCUCCUUCUGCCUGCCCUUCCGCAUCGCCUUUCAAAGCAAGAACGAGCCUCUGAUGUUCUGCAACAUCGUGGGGGCCUUCUUCUACCUCAACAUGUAUGUCAGUGUCACAUUCCUCAGCCUGAUCAGCCUUGACCGCUACCUAAAGAUCAUCUGGCCCCUGCAGAAAUUUAGGAUCCACACUGUGUCCUGUAGCACUAUGGCCUCUGGGGUGGUUUGGUUUGUGCAUGCAACCUUCAUGCUGCCUUUCUUUUUUGAGACAAGAGGAAAAGGGCCCUGUGACCAUAAAUGCUUCCACUUCAGAAGCAAAAGCACCACAGCAGCAGCUUUUAACAUGGUCGCGGUAGCCACUUUCUUCAUCCUGCUGCUGCUCUUCCUCUACUUCUACAGCAAGAUAUUUGCCAAGCUCCACAGAGUGUCCUCAGUGAAAGCUCAGCAGUUGAACAAGAGGACCAGCAUGAGCGCCAUCGCCAAGACCUUCAUAGUCCUGAUCAUCUUCAUUGUAUGCUUCACCCCCUAUCACAUUGUCCGCGUUCCUUACAUCCUCGCACAAGUGGGGGUCAUUUCUAGUCUGCCCUGGAAGCAAGGUCUCCACCUCGCUAAUGAGCUUGUGCUCUGCAUCUCAGCCCUCAACAGCUGCCUUGACCCAGUCAUCUUCUUCUUCUUGUCCAGCAGCUUUCGGAGGGCUGUGCUCUGCACCAUCCGGGGCAGGCUGAAGAGAGCUCUGCUAAGGAACCAGGGGACUCUGAGCCACAGCAGGUCUGUGCCAUCACAGAUAUAG
This is a messenger RNA of Antrostomus carolinensis (chuck-will's-widow), 1017 nucleotides long. Its product is annotated as probable G-protein coupled receptor 34. Gene Ontology annotation, molecular function: G protein-coupled receptor activity; oxysterol binding. The record is from RefSeq and is a predicted model, not a curated record. Gene Ontology annotation, biological process: G protein-coupled receptor signaling pathway. NCBI's taxonomy places the organism in Eukaryota, Metazoa, Chordata, Aves, Caprimulgiformes, Caprimulgidae. Gene Ontology annotation, cellular component: membrane.